This is a messenger RNA of Aspergillus ochraceoroseus IBT 24754, 666 nucleotides long. RefSeq lists its product as uncharacterized. The transcript is spliced from 3 exons. Lineage: Eukaryota; Fungi; Ascomycota; Eurotiomycetes; Eurotiales; Aspergillaceae. The coding region runs from base 19 to 345 and encodes 108 amino acids. The record is from RefSeq and is a predicted model, not a curated record.
UGCCUUUGGUACUGGACGAUGGAUCAAGAGACCUUCCCUCAGUUUAGUGCCGGGGAUGUUAGAAUCGCUAUUCUGCCAGACAUUUACCAACUUCACUCGUGGCCUGAAGACAUCCCGUCCCACCUUUGGAUCGUUUCUCUCUCAAUCUCGUUGGCUCAGCUGCGCAUAAGUAUGGCGUUUUUGAAGCUCAGGCAAGACCCCGGGAUGAAGAACAAGAAAACUCGCUGUCUCUGGUGCAACCUUUUGAAGAUUUUCUACGCUCUCAGACCUACGCUGGAGAACGGUGGAAUGGAUCGAAUAUUGCAAAACAGCAUGAACCUUGCUGAUCUCGGAGAGGAGAUCUGAGCCGCUGAUAUAGUUCACCCCAUUAACUAUUGGUGCUAAUGCUCCUCGAAUUCACUCCGCAGAUCUAUCCUCUCAUCGCAGAGAACCCUAUCGCCUGGGCAACGCUGGCUACUCGCAUUCGUUCAGCGCCUAUAUUCCAAGAAGCAGCAGUCCAUGUCAUCGGCAAAUGGAGUUUGUUGGAGGAAACGGAACGUGCGUCUCUGCCCCAGAAAGCGCGUGAACUAUGGAUGCCAUAGGAAGCAGAAGAUGCUUGCUCGCUACGACAAAGAAAGCUGUCGAGAUGCAGCUCAUCAACUAUAUUCCCCGAACCGCAGGCCAUGC